AUGAGCUGGGAGGAGAAGCAGCACCCAGAGAUCAAGUUGGAGCAGCCAAUGUGCAGUCCCAAGGGAGAGGAGGAGGAGGAGGAGCAAAAAGAUUACAAGAUGGAGAAUGAUGAUACUGAAGAGCAUGAUGACUGUGAGGAGGAUGAGUAUGAAGAGGAGGAUAAUGAUGAGGAUGAAGAGCAGGUGAAGCACCACUGCCUCCAAAUUGGCAUCCAGCCCUUUGUCUGUGGUGACUGUGGGAAGAGGUUCAGCAAGAGCUGUGACCUCACCAUCCACCGCCACACCCACACUUGUAAGAGUCUGUACAGCUGUGCUGACUGUGGCAAGAGCUUCAAACACGACUCCUACCUCAAGAUCCACCGCCGCCUCCACACCGGAGAGAAGCUGUUCCCCUGUGCUGAGUGUGGCAAGAGCUUCACCACCAGCACUGCAUUCAUCCAACAUCAACUCAUCCACAGCGGUGACCAACCAUACAGCUGUGCCGACUGCGGCAGGAGCUUCAACAGCAGGUCUGCCCUCACCAUCCACCGCCGAACUCACACGGGUGAGAGGCCUUACAGCUGUGCUGACUGUGGCAGGAGCUUCUCUCAUAGAUGUGCCGUCAAGCAGCACCGCACUGUGCACAGCACUGAGAAGUCCUUCAACUGCAGGGACUGUGGCAAGAGCUUCAAAAGUAGGUCCUACCUCACCAUCCACCGCCGCAUCCAUACUGGAGAGAGGCUGUUCCCCUGUGCUGAGUGCGGCAAGAGCUUCACCACCAGCACCGCAUUCAUCCAGCAUCAGCUCAUCCACAGCAGUGACAAACCGUACAGCUGUGCCGACUGCGGCCAGAGCUUCACCACAAGAACUUCGUUCAUCCGGCAUCAACUCAUCCACAGCGGUGACAAACCAUACAGCUGUGCUGACUGUGGCAAGAGCUUUGCCCGUAGAUACCAGCUGACCCAGCACCGCCAUGUGCACAGCAGUAAGAAUCCUUCCACCUGUGCCGAAUGCAGACAGAGCUUCAUCAGCCAGUCUGGCCUCAGCCAGCACUGCUGCCCUCACACCGGUGAGAGGCCAUAUAGCUGUGCUGACUGUGGCAAGACCUUCACUGACAGCAGCGGGCUCACCAGGCACCGCAGUGUGCACAGCACUGAGAAGGCCUUCACCUGCAGGGACUGUGGCAAGAGCUUCAAACACAGUUACAAUCUCACUCUUCACUGCCGCAUCCACACUGGAGAGAAGUUGUUCCCCUGUUCUGAGUGCGGCAAGAACUUCACCACGAGUACCAGACUCAUCCACCACCAACUCACCCACAGCGGUGAGAAACCUUUCACCUGUGCCGACUGUGGCAAGACCUUCACCCGCAGGAGCAAUCUCAUUUACCACCGCCACAGCCACACUGAAACUCUGUCCUGAGUUGCCACAUAACCGGUGACCCACAUCAAGCUUCUCAUCAGUCUUGGUGUCACAGCAGCCUUAUCACAG
Molecule: messenger RNA, 1467 nt
Organism: Dryobates pubescens (Downy woodpecker)
Lineage: Eukaryota; Metazoa; Chordata; Aves; Piciformes; Picidae
Product: gastrula zinc finger protein XlCGF26.1
Exons: 3
Coding region: 1-1398 (465 amino acids)
Biological process (GO): regulation of transcription by RNA polymerase II
Cellular component (GO): nucleus
Molecular function (GO): RNA polymerase II cis-regulatory region sequence-specific DNA binding; DNA-binding transcription factor activity, RNA polymerase II-specific
Source: RefSeq, a predicted model, not a curated record